CUCCCACAUGAACUAAGUUAUUCCCGAAAUAACGGAGGAAGAGAUAGAUUUGAAAGUAAAUUCCUUCAAAAAGAGCUCCCAUCAAAAUACACAUAUUUCAUCCUGCAUUGCCUGCACGAUCAUGCCUUCAAGACUUCCCGAGAUCAAGGUGACGCCGAUCACUCCAAGCGCAGGGUCCAAGGUUGACUAUGGUGCCAUUGUGACAGGACUUGAUCUCAAAAAUUUAGAUGAUGCUUCUUUCAAAGCGCUCGAAGAUGCCAUUUACACACACAAAGUCGUCGUGGUCAAAGACCAACAGGAUCUUGUACCGUUGAAGCAAUUCGAGCUCAUCCAUCGGUUUGAUCCCGAUACGAAACCCGUUCACGGAUUUGGAGAUCCAGAUGCGUACAAAGACAACGAGUUCGUAAAACUUGUUGUACCUAACAGUGGUGGUGUUCGUCUCGUUGGCAAAGGCUAUCAUGGACCAGAUCACUACGGACUGAAGGAUCUCAUUGUCCCAACUGUAAACGACUACAACAAACUUCACGGCUCCAACCUCGAUCCAGAAGAAUUUGCUUCAGGUCAGACUCGAUUCUUUACUCUGCGAUGCAUUCAGGCUCCAAAAGGACCUGACCUGACGGUCAGAUGGGACAACGGAAGUGGUUUGACUAUGAAGACAAAGCCGGGUGAAACGGCCUUUGUGAGCGGGGUUCAACUACACAACUUGCUAAGUCCCGAAGAUCAGAUGCUCGCCGACCAUAGUCGUCGGGAACUAGCGCCGCAUCCAUAUACGUGGAAGGGAACUCGCAAGUACAGAUCUACGGGCAUGGGCCUCGAAAAGGGUGGUGAAGUUCUUCCACUGGACAAGUUGCCUGCUUGGACGCCAGAUAAGGUUCACACGUAUCCUAUGAUUUGGGUUGACGAAAGAACGGGAGAGAAAGCAUCGCAGAUUAUGCCGACUUGUGUCCGAAAGCUACACUUGAGAACGUCUUUUGAUGAAAAGGAAAGGGUAGUGGAGGACUUGGAGGAAAUCCGUCUAUUACUAAAUGGAUGGAUGGAUAAGAUACUUCGGCCAGAAUAUAUCUGUUUUCCACCUGUCGAGGAUGGUGAUGUUGCCAUGUGGAAUAACUACAUCUGGAGUAGCAAUAUUGAUCGAGAGGAAGCUUAUAUACCCCUCUGGAAGAACCCACCCGUGCCACGGCACACCUCUAUUUCUUUCAUAUUUUCUUCAGAGGCUAGUGAUUAA
Molecule: messenger RNA, 1225 nt
Organism: Mollisia scopiformis
Lineage: Eukaryota; Fungi; Ascomycota; Leotiomycetes; Helotiales; Mollisiaceae
Product: Clavaminate synthase-like protein
Exons: 6
Coding region: 122-1225 (367 amino acids)
Molecular function (GO): oxidoreductase activity
Source: RefSeq, a predicted model, not a curated record